AUGCUUGCGGUCUUAAGCCUCUUGCUCUGCCUGGGCGACACGUACUCCGGCAGCUCUGUGCCGUGCGGCAACUGCACUGAUUUAGAUUCAGCGGCGCUCUUGCAAAGUCAUCGAGCAGCCCUGAGGAAAGAGAAUGCUUUGCUGCAGACAGAUGGGCAAGAGGUCCACGAGGACAUUACGAAUGAGCAAGAUGGCGCCAAGGAAAGCUGCAAGUCCUGUCAGGGUGGAUAUGUUCUGGAAGGUGGUCAUUGCAUCAGGCACGGCCAAGGACAGCUGCAGAUUCAUGACGUUUGGUGCCAGGAUGGCCCGGAGGUUGAGAACUGCUUCAAAGCAAACUGUUCACAGGACGGCGGGGAACGCAAAGCCACGGAGUUCAAGUAUGUGGUGGAAUCUUUGGUCCGCGGCGCGACCAAAGUAAAAGGAUAUCCAUCGCCGCGAACAAAAGGAACUUACACAGUGAGUGAGGCGUGCCAACACAAGUUGGACGAAGUGGGCCUUGCCAUUCGAAGCAACGGUGACCUGUACCUGACAGCGGACUAUCUGGGGGAAAGGUACACUGAGUCCCAUUUUGAAUUUCAAUGCACAAUCACCUCAGAGCAGCCUGGUGGUCUCACUACUACGGCAGUGGCCUCUUUUGUGAGCAACGAAAUUGCCUACAAAUACCCAGUCUUGGUUCCAAAAGAGGAUGAUCACACAUCCUAUGAGCUUGUGUCCAAUUUGCCCCAUCAUUGUGAUCUCAAGUGGGUUGCAAUCCAGUGCUCUCCACCCAAGCCAAUCUCUGACUGGAUUUCUUUGGAUAAGCACACAGGAGAUUUGGACGUGAAGACUGUUCGCCCAGAUGAUUCAACAACCACAUCCAAUCACAAGUGCUUCCUGUCAGGAAGGGCAUACCGUGAGGGACAUCCCUACUCUUCAACUUCCAAUGGCACAAAUGCAACUCUGCUGCUGCAAAGUGACAGCGAUGAAGAUGAUGGUAGACCGUUUGGCAGGAGCAGGGGCAGAUUUCGUGAUCGCAACAAACGAGAGCGAAGGGGGGAGGAGCAACCAACAACAGCUGCUCCUACAACUGCCGCCCCAACUCCUGCACCGUCUCCAUCCAAAUCUGCCCAUUCUCCGACACCUGCCCCUGCCCCCCCUUCACAUGCCCCUGCACCUUCGCAUGCCCCUGCACCUCCGCCUUCACAUGUGGAUCCUGUACCUGAACCCGAAAUGGAUCGCCGCACAGCCCGGAGGGAGCGACGCUUCGGGCGCAGAGAUGAUCGCAGAUGGUGGGGAUGCUGCGACGACCUCACUGGGGCUGUGCAAUUUUUAGCGCCAUUCCAGUGGAAGGGUAUGCAGUAUGGAUCAGCCAGUGCAACUGUGGGUCAUGUUGCGCCAGCUCUGGCACCCAAGGAAGUUCCAAUGGAGAAUCGCCUGGCGCCCUUCCGCUUUUCUAUCGCUUGUCAGCCAUCCAUUCCUGGAGGAUCCUUUGCUCCCGGAGAGGGAAACUUUGGGUUUGAUAUUUUCACAGGAGAUGGUACAAUUGACGGAAUUCAUGCCUUCAACAUGGAUAUCUCCACAGGCAUUGUGCUGCUGGACCUGUCAGAGUCAGAGGAAUUCAUCAAGACCUUGGACUUCGCUACUUCGCAUGAAGUCCGUAGGUCCAUUCAUUUGCAGUGCACGGCUUUCGGACACUACGAAUACUAUCCAUAUGCCAUUGGUCAUGAAGUGCUUGGCGAAGUGAAGCUAUCUAUUCUCGAUACGACCUGUUGGCAGAAGGAGGAUGUGGCGCUUGUGAGCAAAGACCCACAGGCUUGGCGCACAUGCAAAGCAAACUUCCGCGUGCUAAAGUGA
Cladocopium goreaui is the source of this 1833-nucleotide messenger RNA. NCBI's taxonomy places the organism in Eukaryota, Dinophyceae, Suessiales, Symbiodiniaceae. The record is from the annotation of a GenBank genome assembly.